UGUAUUAAAGAAUUGAAUAAUAAAUGUCAACAACUCAUACUUCGUCUAGGAGGAAACUUCAGAAGAAUGGUAGGAUCUUUUUGAUGAGUUUUAAUAAAGAGAGAAGCAAACUCAAGCUGGAUGCAACUGUUUCCCUCAGAUAUUUAAAAGUUGCUUGGGUCUCUUUACAUUUGAUAUUUCUUUCAAAGCUAUGAUUUCUCCAAACAGCAAUUUGAAACAAUGAAUUCAAAUAAUGGAGGCUUUCUGGCAGAUAUUUUAAUUCUUUUAGGUUUAACAUAAAUAUCAUUUCGACUGAAAUCACUCUAAAUAUUGACUUUCCCAAAUAUGAUGCCAAUAUUUCAAUUUUAUUCAAUAUUUCUCAAAUUCUGCUUGCGUGAUUUUCCAUAUUUUUGAUGUAAAUUACUCCUGAGCCUUUGGUAUUAGAGUGUCUUUCUUGCAAAUCCUUGUGAAUUAUUUCAAAUAUACACCUUGCCAGCUCAGAAGAGUCUAGGCAUUGCUCUUCAGUGCUUGCAUUCUACAGAUGUUGCUCCAUUCUAGCACAGUUAACUUUUAAUAUAGAAUCAAAGGCACUUGAUGCUACAAAAGUUUACGAUGAGAAUGAAGAGUUAGUCCUGAAUGAUAUUGGGAAGUUAUCAGAUAUACAGACUUUCUUUUCUUUGAUCAGGGCUUAUCUGGUGAUUGGCAUCCUAGUGGUUCCAAAUGGAUACUUUAACGGAGGCUGGGUGUUCUCAAACCUUUGUCUUUUGCUCAGCCUUUUGUUUACAAUGGGAUGCUCGUUGCUACUCUUGAAGAUCUCUGAAAAGUACCCAGGGAGUUACUCUGAGUUAGGAUACCUAGCUUUUGGAGCUCCUGGAAAAUUCCUAUGCGACUUAGCAAUCUUUGCAUCUCAGAUUGGCUUUACGUUCCCUUACUUUGUGUAUAUUUGGGAUAAUGUCAAUUUGAUUUUAGUCAAAUUCUUUGAAGUUUCUCUUGACAAAUGGGUUAUAUGUGCUGUUAUUUUCUUGAUCUUUACUCCAUUGACAUGGGUCAAGAGAAUUGAAUGGUUCAUCAGAUGGCAUAUUUUUGCAGAUUUCCUCACAAUAAUAGUGCUUGGUGCUAUCAUGGUCUUUGGAUUGAUCUAUUAUCGUGAAGAAGGUUUUGCAGGAGAUGUCAGACCUUUUAACCAAGAUAAUUACUUGGUAUUCAUUGGAACAGCUGUUUAUAUGUUUGAAGGGACCGGGCUUGUACUUCCCAUGAAGAAUGCUUCUCAAAACAAAAAUAAUUUACCCAAAAUCCUAUGUAUUGUGCUUUUCUUCGUAUUCUUGCUUGUAUGAGUGUUUGGCACUGUGAAUUAUUUGAUAUAUGGAGAUGAGGUAUUGUCUCACACAAAGCUAAUUACUCAAGUCUUGCCAGAUGAUAGUUAUACUCUUCUAUUUAUCAAAGUUUCAUUUAUGAUUUGUUUGACUGUUACAUUUCCUGUGGCUGUUUACCCACCAAACAUGAUCAUCGAAAGCUACAUAUGAAAAUCAGACAACGUAAAUGAUAAACCUUGGAGUAGGAAUAUUUCUAGAACCUUGCUUGUCCUUGGAAUCAUCACAAUCGCUUGAACCUUUGAAUCAGGACUUGAUAAAUUACUCUCUAUCGUAGGUUCUCUCACUUGCACUCCAGUCGCAUUCACUCUUCCCGCAAUGAUGCACCUAAAACUAAUUGCAGAGACUACAUUCUCCAAAGCUCUCGACAUGUUCCUAAUCCUAGUCUCCCUAACAUUGCUAGUGGGCAUCACAGGCUAUAAUCUCUCUAAUUGGUAAACCCAUUUUCAAAGUUUCA
This is a messenger RNA of Moneuplotes crassus, 1806 nucleotides long. Lineage: Eukaryota; Ciliophora; Spirotrichea; Euplotida; Euplotidae. The record is from the annotation of a GenBank genome assembly.